Molecule: messenger RNA, 1251 nt
Organism: Closterium sp. NIES-65
Lineage: Eukaryota; Viridiplantae; Streptophyta; Zygnematophyceae; Desmidiales; Closteriaceae
Source: the annotation of a GenBank genome assembly
AUGGAUUUCCUUGGCGCUCUUGGCCGCGACUGCACCGCGGAGAGCGAUCCUGCUCCCCGUCCGCUUCCUCUUGCACGCCCUGCCGCGAGCGUGCCUGUUGCUCCACCGGCGUCCGCUGAUCAGAUCCGCCGCCGCUUCGAGGACCAGCGGCGCGAGUUGGCUCCGCGCGCGGGCAGGUCCUUGUCACCGCGGGAGCCCCCGCGCGCGGGGUUCGUCUUGCGCUCCGGCGCAGAGGCUGUGGCGCACCAGGAGCGUUCGCCUUGCCGUCGCUCAUCGGCAGCUCGCGACGAUAAGCGGGAGAGCCGCCGCAAUGAUCGUCACGGUGCGGCCCGUUUGCCGCUGUCGCCUCGUUUGCCUCGUCGCGAAGCCGAUCCCGUGACCGCCGUUUGCAUCGUCAUCAUUCGCCCCCUCACCGUUCAUCUCGCCAGCGGUCACCUGCCCGCCAGACGUUUGGGCGUCGGCCCCCAGCUCCGCGCUCGCCCCCUCCUGCAAAGCGCCAACGGCUCUACUCCCCUCGUCGCGGGGACCGUUUUCCUGGCCGCCAGCGUCAGCAAGGCCCAUCUCGCCCGCAGUCGCCUGUGCGCUCGAGCGCAAGUGGGCGUGCGCGUCGUGGGCGACGGGGGGGUGACAGUCCCGGCGGAAAAGUGCGUCCAACGCCGUCCGCAAUGGAGUGCCGUCUUCUGGAUAGGCUUGAUGACGUGGAGAAGGAGCUUCGUCGCUCGCGUGCGGGAGCGGCCGCUGCCUGCGGGGAUGGGCUUCGUAGGUGCUGGUGGCGGGCCGCCGUGGGCUCAGUUUGCUCCGCCGCGUCCUCUUCCUGCUCCGCGUGAUCUUGCCGUGUCGUCUCACCGUGCCCUCGCGUCUGCGUUACUUCCGCCGAUGAAGGAAGUUCCCACGGCGACCCUGGCCCGCCUAUGGUCGCUGGCGGCGUCCCGGCAGAGCCUUGAGCGGAUUCUCCAGGAAUCAUUUGACUCCAUGCCGGUGAGCCCUCCGAGCAGGUUCUCUCAAAAACCGCGAGCAGAUUGUCAUGCGAUGGCGUCAGCGCUAUUCGCGCUCGUAAUGCCACUGCAGGUAGCGCCCUCGCCGGGAGCAACCUCGGCCAGCCAGCUGGCUGACUCGGCCCUGGCUCUGAGGACGCUUGUAGCAGGCCCUGGUACUCCUGUUGACGUUGUAGGCGCCACCGUGUCUGUGGUCCGCCAGUUGUGGUUGAACACGAGCGGAAUGCUCGCUGCGGUAGAGGCGGACCGCAUGUAG